Molecule: messenger RNA, 1919 nt
Organism: Aspergillus saccharolyticus JOP 1030-1
Lineage: Eukaryota; Fungi; Ascomycota; Eurotiomycetes; Eurotiales; Aspergillaceae
Product: FAD-binding oxidoreductase
Exons: 3
Coding region: 208-1770 (520 amino acids)
Molecular function (GO): oxidoreductase activity; FAD binding
Source: RefSeq, a predicted model, not a curated record
CGACCAGUGGAUGGUGCCUUGUAGAGACACUGCUGUGGGAUAAGCUUUCACUCACCUCCAUCAAGCCACGUACAGACAGUGACGUCAAGAGUCACCACCGACGGGGAAGAGUGCCUAUAUAGAUGAUAAUAGGACUGGUCCUCGACUGAUUCCCGCAAACAAGUGCAGUCAAAUCAAUCAAAUCAAAUCUCAUCGAGCUCAAUCAAGAUGGCACCACCUGAAUACAUCACCCAUCCCGAAUAUUCCUCGAAGGUCCUCCUCCGCGGAGACUCCGAGUACGAACGAUGCCGCGUGAUGAAUCCGUCAGCGGCGGCCCCUCGGUAUCCCCGUGAAAUCCACCUCGUGGAGAGUGUCGCCGAUGUCCAGAACGCCUUGAAACGAGCAGCCGAGCUGGGGACCACCGUGAGCGUACGGUCCUCCGGUCAUGCAGCGCAAUCCCCCUACCUGGUGCAAGACGGCAUCAUGAUCGACACCACCAACCUCAACCGACGCGUGGACUACGACGAAGACACCCAACAAAUCACCUUCGGCCCGUCCUGUCGCAUUGGCGAGGUAUCGCAGAAGCUGAGUGAAGUCGGCCGUUUCUUCCCCUUUGGUCAUGCCCCGACCGUGGCUAUGGCCGGCUAUCUCCUUGCCGGAGGACAAGGGUUCUUCAUGCGCGGCUACGGGGCCGCCGUCACGUUCGUCACCCGGAUGGAAAUUGCCUUACCCAACGGCGAUCUCGUUCUGGCCGAUAGCGACCACUACUCCGACCUUUUCUGGGCCGCGCGCGGCAGCGGGCUGGGCUUCUUCGGGGUCGUGACGCGGUUUUGGGGCCGCACCAUCCCCGCGAAGACCCCCUGGCAACGGACGCUGCUCUUCGAGAUCAACAGCGCCAACUACGAGAAGCUGAUGACCUGGGCCAUUGAAUGCGGACGGGCGACGCCCAAGGAGGCGACGGAUUUGAACCUGGCCAUCGCCUACGCACAGGACGACCCCGAUGCGACCGGGGAUGACGUCCCGGCAGGGGCCAAAUUGCACCUCACGCUGCUGCUGUACUGCUACGCCAAUUCGGAGGACGAGGCCCAUUCCCUGUUGAGCGCCUAUGACCAGACGGACGAGGUCGCAGAUUGCAUGUUGGACAAACAGCCGGCGCACCAGUGCACCUUCGAGGAAAUCCUGGCCGCGGCAGAAGCUGGGCCCGGGCCGGGCGCACGCGUCCACAACAACAGUAUUCUGAGCGAUCCGGGGUGUUCACUGUCUCAGUUGUUGGCAGCCAUGAAGCCGGCCCUGCUGGAGCUCCCGACCCGUCUAUCCAACGUGUACAUCUACCACUGCGACCAACGCCCCGAUGAGAGCCAGACGGUGCUAAGCUUGCCCCUGGAUCUGUACCUCAUGACUGCAACCAUCUGGACAGACCCCCAGCGGGAGGCCGAGCUGCGCCAACACAUUCGGGAGCGGUAUGAACGUGCACUGUCUGUCGCGGGGGGUAUGUUUGUGUUCGACCUGGAUCCCACCUGGGAGGAGGUAAAUACCCGAGUGAUUACCGAUACGGCGUUGCAGAAAUUUCUGCAGAUUCGAGACAAGUACGACCCCCAGGGUCUCUUUCCCAACUACCAGGCCUUUGUGCGGGCGGACAGGAAUGCGCGAGGGCUGCUGCGCCCAGGGGCUCUGGGGGCUCUCAAGCUGGCCACCAACGAGAUUGCGACCGGGGCUGCCUACGUGGCUGCCCAGGGGAGUUUGGAUGGGACUUCCAAUGGGACUCAUCAGAGCCCUGGAGUGUUUGUUUAGACACAGAAUCCCUUCGUGACCGAUCUUGAACGUUUGUUAUACCACCAGAUUGUCAAAGUCAAGCCUCUUUUCUCUGGUCCGGGACUUACAUAGUGCUUUCAUUCCUCGUGUGGGUCUCAGCAUAGAGGCUUAGACAUCGCAUAAAUCAG